AUUUGCUCCAAUCUUCUGCAACCCCCCAAGUGAGCAGAGAGAUGACCGCGAAUCUACAAAAAUGUCGAAUCCCUCUGAAGCUCAUCAUCGGGCGCAACGACGCCGUUUUCAAUUGUAGCUGGCGUCUAUUGCACGAGGGCCCGGACACCGUGGAGGAGCUUCUGGACAGACACAUAGUGAAGAAAGAAAAACACCUCGACGAGGAGGAGGAGGAGUUGCUGAAUCGGCGGCGACUCACCAGCACUCGGCGGGAGGCGCUGAGUCUGUACCGAGACAUAAUUAGGGCGACUCGGUUCUUCAUGUGGCCGGACUCUCGAGGCGUGCUCUGGCGAGACGUGCUGAGGGAGAACGCUAGGAAGGAGUUCGAGGAGGCCCGAUUCGAGACGGAUCCGGAAGUUAUAACCCGACUGCUCAUCGGCGGUCAUGAUGCGGUGCAGUCGGCGAUAGAUAAGCUCGCCGAGAAGCAGCGGCAGCAGAUUCAGAAGGAGCGAGGAGGCGGUCAAGAUUAAGCAGGUUAAACCCCGAUUUUUGACUUUCUGUUCUUGUAAAAAAUGUGAUUGAGUAUGUAAUAUUGCUCUGUGUGGUAAUUUUCAAUGAUUAAAUAAAGUAUUUACAGAAAAAGGUAUAGAUUGCUGAAAUUUUGCUCAAUGUUAGCUGCAAUGGUUUUGUUGA
Molecule: messenger RNA, 672 nt
Organism: Malus domestica (apple)
Lineage: Eukaryota; Viridiplantae; Streptophyta; Magnoliopsida; Rosales; Rosaceae
Biological process (GO): mitochondrial respiratory chain complex III assembly
Source: RefSeq, a predicted model, not a curated record